AUGUUUUCCAUUUCCACUGCACCGGCGAAGCAGUCGGUCGGUGAGACCAUCACCGUUUUGAGUGGUCGGCUGAGCUCAGCCACGCUCCUUGAAGACCGCCGUGCUGCUAUACUCGGUUUGCGCAGCUUUGCAAAGGACUUCCCUGCCUCUGUCGCCUCUGGAGCUCUUCGCAGUCUGAUAGGUAGCUUGAGCAAAGAUGCCGAAGAUGUCGACACUGUCAAGGUCGUCCUCGAGACCCUGCUCAUGCUAUUCAGUCCUAACGAAGACAGCCCGGAAGCCUCGGAGGAGAUUGCUCUCUGGCUCGCUGACGAGUUCACACAGCGCCAGGAGAACAUAACGAUCCUCCUAGACUUUCUCGACUCUACUGACUUCUACUCGAGGCUGUACUCUCUUCAGCUGCUAGCCGCCAUCCUCUCUGCCCGAACCGAGCGCACAGAAGAGUGCAUCUUCACUGCGCCGCUGGGAAUUUCUCGCCUUGUCGCGGUGUUAGACGACAGCCGCGAGGCCGUUAGAAACGAAGCCAUCACACUCCUCACCUUUCUCACGCCCUCGUCGACCGAUAUCCAGAAGCUCGUGGCGUUUGAGAACGCCUUUGAUCGACUCUUUGGCAUCAUCUCUGCAGAAGGUUCCCUUCCCGACGGGGAUCGUGUCGUGGAGGACUGCCUGAUUCUGGUCGCAAACCUUCUCAGGAGGAAUCCAUCCAACCAGUCUCUGUUCCGCGAAUCGGGCGGUAUUCAUCGUUUGUCUGUUUUACUAGAGGGUGCAGAGAAGGCUCAACGGGUGGACGCAGAGAUUGCAGCGUGGGCGCAGGCCCAGCGUGACCGGAACAUAUACGCGCUUCUGGCUGUCGUUCGUCUGUUUCUAGUAGCAGGGGCCGUGGGGACGCCGCAGAACCAGCUUGCCCUAUGGCAACAUGGCUUGCUGUUCCACGCCCUACAACUGGCCUUCAGCCAUGUAGCCCAGCUUCCAAUCAAGGCCGAGGCUCUAGCAACCUGUGCCGACAUCAUCAGGGGCAACCCGAGCCUCCAGGAAGGAUUCGCGCAACUUCAAGUCUCGUCUCCUCUCGAGCCACCUUCGUCAGCCGGGUCUGGGCAAGCCAAUGGCGUCGUCAAAGUCUAUGUGAUUGAUGGCCUCCUAGACCUCACCCUCAGCGUCCAGGAUCUGGAGGCGUUCGAUUUACGUUUAGCCGCGUGCGACUGUCUCAAGGCUUACUUCUACAAUCACGCAGACAUUCGCUUACAUUUUCUGAGGAGAGCGAUCGAAGGACAUGAUAUGGGGGCCGACGAGACGGCCAAUGUGCUAACGGUGCUUUUGCGGCCUUCUUCAGACGCAGCCGUCGCUAAUCCUUAUCGGAGUUGGUUUGCCUCCACCAUCAUGAUGCACUUGGUUUUUGAUAAUCCAAAGGCCAAGAACUUGGUCAUGGCUGUCUCAGAAGGCGAUGCUGAAAGCGGGGAGGAAGUCGUCACGAGCAUUCAGACCAUUGCUGCUCAUUUGAUAUCCGGCUUGAACCGGGACGAGGACAGCCGGGUUGUUGUUGGCUACCUCAUGCUGCUCCUUUGCUGGCUGUAUGAGGACUUGGAUGCGGUCAACGACUUUCUUGGAGAAGGGACCAACACUCAAAGCCUGAUACAGGCAGUGAACCAUCCAUACGCAACUGGCGACCUUGUCCAGGGUCUUUGCGCGAUGCUUCUGGGCGUUCUCUAUGAGUUCUCGACGAAGGACUCACCGAUUCCCCGAGCUGACCUUCAUUCCAUCCUCGUUUCUCGGAUGGGCCGCGAAAAAUACAUCGACAAGCUAUCUAAAUUGAGAAGCGACCCACUGGUUAGGGAUUUUGAGGUGAUCCCUCAGAAUCUUAGCAACUCCGGAUUAGGCAGUUUGCCAGACGUAUACUUUGACUCGACGUUCAUCGACUUCUUCAAGGACAACUACAGUCGCAUUCUGCGUGGCAUCGACCGAGACCCCAGCCUAGAAAUUUCCGUGGUCAAGAAUGGUGUCCAGACGGGGGUGUCCAGAGAACUUGUAGACUCCCUGCGGAGUCAAUUAGCUGAAAAGCAGCAGGCCUUACAGGAGGCUCAAGUCAGCUUAGAGACGGUUAGUCGACAACUCGGUCAGGAACAAGCCGACCAUCGGCGAACCCGGGAGACGACUGCUAUGGAAUUGGCCAGAAUCAACCAAGUCAACGAGGGAAUGCAGAGACAACACGAUGCAGAGCUACGGAAUCUGCAAAAUAAAAUUACAAGUCUUCAGGAAGAACUUGAAAAGCAGAUUGAGCAGACACACCGCAAGAUUGAUUCUCAAAAUGCGGCCCUGGAACAACAAUACAGCAAGCGAUUAGAGGAGGAUCAGCGGAGGGCAGCCACUCACGUCGCAGCUCUCGAGAAACAGAACAAGAAGCAACUUGAGGAAGUGCAGAGAAACGCAGCUUCCAGCAUCAAAGCGCUCGAGGAGGAGCUUGAACAGCAGGCUGAGCAAGCGCGGCAGACCGCCAAAGCCCAGGCAGCUUCGCAGUCCGAGGAGCAUCGCAAGCAGCUAGAGCAAGUGCGCAAGACAGCCGAAUCGGACGCCGAUCGCUUUCGCCACCGGGCUGAGGCGGACAUGGCAGAUCUCAAGGCCACCAUCAGCCGUCUUGAGGUUGAUCUUAUGAAGGCCAAGAAGACCAAGGCGCAGGAGAUUCAGGCCAUUCGGGAACAGCUUGAAAAGAAGGAGCACGACCAGCAGAGCCUUGCUACCAAAGCCAACGCCCGUGUGGAGCAGCUCGAGAAGAACUUACGUGAGACGCGAGAGAGGGUUACCCAGUGCGACGUGACUAUCAAGAAGGCCGAGGAGGAUAGGAAAGCAACUCAAAACGAGCUUGAUGAUUUGCUCAUGGUAUUUGGCGACCUAGAAGAGAAGGCGGCCAAGUAUAAGGCAAAACUCAAGGAACUUGGAGAAGCAGUAUCUGAUGGCGAAGACGACGAUGAAGACGAAGAAGACGAAGAUGAAGGUAGCGAGGAGGAGGAUGAGGAAGAAGAGGAAGAAAACGACGACGACAACGACGACGACGAAAAAGACACGAAAAGCAAGGAUCUGAAAAGCACGUCAGGCGCAUGA
This is a messenger RNA of Colletotrichum phormii, 3090 nucleotides long. Its product is annotated as p115 like vesicle tethering protein. Gene Ontology annotation, cellular component: cytoplasm; ER to Golgi transport vesicle membrane; Golgi membrane. The coding region runs from base 1 to 3090 and encodes 1029 amino acids. NCBI's taxonomy places the organism in Eukaryota, Fungi, Ascomycota, Sordariomycetes, Glomerellales, Glomerellaceae. The transcript has 6 exons. The record is from RefSeq and is a predicted model, not a curated record. Gene Ontology annotation, biological process: endoplasmic reticulum to Golgi vesicle-mediated transport; vesicle fusion with Golgi apparatus; intracellular protein transport.